This is a messenger RNA of Nyctereutes procyonoides (raccoon dog), 2079 nucleotides long. RefSeq names its product protocadherin alpha subfamily C, 1 (gene PCDHAC1). Gene Ontology annotation, cellular component: plasma membrane. Gene Ontology annotation, molecular function: calcium ion binding. NCBI's taxonomy places the organism in Eukaryota, Metazoa, Chordata, Mammalia, Carnivora, Canidae. The record is from RefSeq and is a predicted model, not a curated record. Gene Ontology annotation, biological process: homophilic cell-cell adhesion.
AUGGUGGGCUGGAGGGUGGCGGUUCUCUGUCUGUGGGUGUCCUGCGGUUCUGACGCCAGACGGCUGGAAUACUCAGCGUUGGAGGAGACUGAGCGGGGCGUGGCCGUGGGCAAUGUUUCCGCGGACUUGAAGCUGUCAGCGGCCGCUCUGACCGAGAGGAACUUUCGCUUCCUUUCCAGCCACCGCGAGCCCUACUUCGGGGUGGAUCUGGCCAGCGGUAGCUUGGUAGUCCUAGAGCCCGCGGACUGCGAACGGCUGUGCGGCUGUCGGCUGUGCGGGACCAAAGCUGUCUGCGUCUUGACCUAUGAGCUGGUGCUCGAGGACCCGCUGGAGCUACACACGAUGCGAGUUCACGUCGUGGACAAUGACAAGUCGCCUCUUUUCCCUGCCGGCGACGUGCAGCUGCACAUCCCCGAGUUCCUGAUGCCCGGAGCCUGCUUUACCCUCCCUAAUGCCCAAGAUGCUGGCGAGGGAAGCAACAGGGUCCUAAACUAUAGUCUGAGCCCCAGCCAGCGCUUUCACCUGGUGAUGGGAUCGCGGGUCGACGGCAGUGAAUACCCGGAGUUGGUAUUAGAGAAAGCGCUGGAUCGGGAGCAGCGCGCCACCCACCAGCUGGUGCUCACCGCUAAGGACGGCGGGCAGCCCGCGCGCUCCGGAGACGCACUUACCAUCAUAGUGGUGGAAACAAACGACAAUGCGCCGGUAUUUAAGCGCACAGUAUACCGCGCCACGUAUAAGGUCAUUUGUAGCAUGUCCAGUGGAGGCCCUUUUAAGCUGAAGGCUUCCUUUGAUAACUACUACAGCUUGCUGACUGAGGGGCCCCAGGACCGGAAGCAGGUCAUCGAAUACCAGGUCCUGAUCACUGCGUCAGAUAGUGGCUCACCCCCAUUGAGCACCCGCGGGACACUAAUUGUGUUUGUUGCUAACGUGAAUGACAAUUCACCAAGCUUUGCUCAACCACAACAGGAACUUUUUGUGGCUGAAAACAAUGGUCCUGGGGCCUCUCUAGGCUGACUGUUGGCCGGAGAUCCUGACCUGGAGAAGAAUGGCCUUGUCUUCUAUGAGCUGUUGGAUGUUAUCUCUGAGACAGCCUCUAGCUUGGUGGCAGUAGAACCAUCCAGCGGGGUUAUCACUGCCAGAACUCCCUUUGACUUUGAGCAGCUCAAGGGGUUUCACUUCCAAGUGGAAGCCCAGGAUGGUGGCAUUCUUCCCAGAAGUACAACAGUGACUGUGAAGUUGUUUGUGGUAGAUAGGAAUGACAAUGCUCCAGUCCUCUUGUUUCCCUUGCCCAGAAAUGGCUCUGUUCCUGUGGAAAUUGUGCCUUGCUCUGCCAGAACUGGACACUUGGUCACAAAAGUGGUAGCAGAGGAUGCAGACAGCGGUUCUAAUGCUUGGCUUUCCUACCAUAUUUCAUACCAUAUUUCUCAGGCUUCUGACUCUAGCCUUUUCAGAGUUUCCUCUAGUAUGGGAGAGCUACAUACCGCCCGCUUAAUUCUUCCCACUGAUGGAAUGAAACAGAGAGUGGUGGUAGUAGUUAGGGACCGUGGAGACCCACCACUUUCCUCUUCCAUCACAUUGGGUAUACUAUUGAGCAACUGUGUGCCUUGGGUCCUUCCAGACUUUGAAGAUACCUGGGAAACAGAAGGCCACCUUUCUACCCAGAACCUGUAUUUAGUAAUUGCCCUAGCCUGUAUUUCCUCUUUAUUUCUGGGGUGCUUGCUUUUCUUUGUGUGUGUCAAGGUGAAUUAGAGCCCAGUUUGUUGUUCUCAAAGCUGCUGUCACUCUCCAGAGGGACUGAGGUAUGGGAGGAAGAUGGCUUCGAAUCCUUGUCUGACAUCAGUGACAAUAGAUGUCACUAUGGUUGAGAGACUCUCUCAGACCUAUCUCUAUCAGGCAUCUCUAGGACUUGGUUCUGAUAAUAACAGUUUGCUACUGUGUGGGGAAUACAGUGCUGCUGACCUGAGAAAUCUGGCUGCUGGGGUAGGACUGAAUUUGCCAGUAUCCUGUAUUCACAUUUGGAAUAGGAAAGGGGAUACCAUAAAUGUCAAUGCCAAGUUAAGCACAUUUUUGGGGAUUUGA